AUGUCGCGAAGGAGCGGUACCGGAAACAGCGCCGACAAGGACGGCAGCUCCCCGUCGGCUGCUGAGAACCCAGGCUUGGAAAAGCAGAAGAGGCUGCUCUCGGCCGAUGCUGGCCAUUUCUCGCUGAUCAAGGCCAUGCACCUUGCGGAUGUGAUUACGGAGCUCAACGGAUUUUGCGGUGUCAUGUCCGUCUUCUCCUCGAUGCGUUACUGCCUCGGUGAGCCGAACGAUUUCAGCAAUCUGUGGGCUGCUCUGGCCUUCAUGCCGUUCGGCCUGUUCUUCGACUUCAUGGAUGGCAAGGUUGCUAGGUGGAGGAAGAAGGCGUCGAUGAUGGGUCAGGAGCUUGACUCCCUGGCGGACCUGAUCUCGUUCGGCGUUGCGCCCGCCUGCUGCGCCAUGGCUAUUGGCCUUCGCACGCCCGUGGACCACGUGCUCCUGACUUUCUACGUCCUUUGCGGUCUCACUCGUCUCGCGCGGUUCAAUGUUACGACGCAGCUCGUGCCCAAGGACGCGACUGGCAAGGCAAAGUACUUUGAAGGCACGCCUAUCCCCACAUCGCUCGGUCUUGACAGCAUCAUGGCAUACUGGGUGUACAACGGCUGGGUUCUGGACGAUGUGCCGCUCGGCACGGCGCUGACUGGCACCCCCUUCGAGUUCCAUCCCGUUAUCGGCAUGUUCCUGCUGCACGGAUGUCUUAUGGUCAGCAAGACGCUGAGGGUGCCGAAGCCGUAA
Molecule: messenger RNA, 732 nt
Organism: Lasiodiplodia theobromae
Lineage: Eukaryota; Fungi; Ascomycota; Dothideomycetes; Botryosphaeriales; Botryosphaeriaceae
Product: CDP-diacylglycerol-serine o-phosphatidyltransferase
Exons: 5
Coding region: 1-732 (243 amino acids)
Biological process (GO): phospholipid biosynthetic process
Cellular component (GO): membrane
Molecular function (GO): phosphotransferase activity, for other substituted phosphate groups
Source: RefSeq, a predicted model, not a curated record